Molecule: messenger RNA, 1181 nt
Organism: Populus euphratica (Euphrates poplar)
Lineage: Eukaryota; Viridiplantae; Streptophyta; Magnoliopsida; Malpighiales; Salicaceae
Product: zinc finger protein 3-like
Exons: 1
Coding region: 162-1181 (339 amino acids)
Biological process (GO): negative regulation of abscisic acid-activated signaling pathway
Source: RefSeq, a predicted model, not a curated record
AAUCAUGCAUUGGCUCCCAUUUACGAAAGUUUGACUCUUUUUGAUUGUGCAACCCUGUUCACAGGAGUUCAAUUACAUAUUAGGAAUAUUUGUAUGAGAAUCCUCUUUAAUGAAACAAAAUCUUCUGAGCUUCGUCAUCAUUCAAGCCCUUUUUACAAUUGAUGCAUUGUAAUAACCACACAAUGGGAUUCUUUCCAUUCAUGAAAAGAUACUACAUUAAUUCAAGACUCAAUAAAAAGAGGAACAUUUUUCACAAUCUUUAUGCCAAACUAAACUCAAGCUUGACCUUUCUUGAGUUCUCAAUGGAAACGGUUGGUACAGAAAGGUGCCCCUCUGAGGGUUCUAGCAUAUCAGCAACCUCGGAAGGAACACCUCAUAGAGAUGGUAGUGAACUAGAUCAAACAGAGAUGGUCAAUACGAAUAUGAAAGAGAAAGUUGUCCAAGGAUCUGAACCAGCCCUCCUUCCCAAAUCGAGUGCUCGUGUUUUGCUGGAUUUGAAGCUUUCUAGAGAUAAUUCGAUCCGCGGGUCGAAGCUAGAAUUCAAUCUAUUUAGCCCCAUGAAUGUUGGUUCUUCUCAUGCUAAAGAGUCUACCGAUGAGACCUUGAAGCAAACCGAGUCUAGGGUUUUCCCUUGCAACUUUUGCAAAAGAGAGUUCUCCACAUCCCAAGCCUUAGGUGGGCAUCAAAACGCACACAAACAAGAGAGGACACUAGCCAAGAGGCGUCAAGAGAUGGAUGUGGGUGCUUUAGUACACUUGCCAUAUUAUCCCUAUUCAAGCCUCUCAACAAACCCAUAUUAUGGAUCUUUAAAUAGGUCACUUGGUGUACGGUUGGAUUCCUUGAUUCACAAGACAUCGCCUCCUUAUUCAUGGACAUCCCCCAUAGGGCUUCGCUACGGUGCCCAUGGUGGCUGGUCCGGGCAAACUACGAUGAAUACACAACCUUCGAAUGGUAGACUAACGACAGAGAGUUUGGAUGCUUUUAGUGGUGGAUUUGGAAUUUCUAGUUCCUCAUCUUCUUCAAGGUUUGAGGACAAUCUACUUCGAAAUUUUGGUUCUCCUCCAUCAUCCAAUAGUGUUGCAGUCAACAAGCCUCCCGGUACUGAUCAUAUGCGGCAAACUGACCUUCCAAAAAGUUAUCAAACAGAUGAUUCGGGACUUGAUUUGUCACUCAAGCUCUAG